GACUCAGUGAGAGUCAUGCAUGUAACUCGAACUGACCCACGCGGGCACCGCAGCCACGGAGCCACCCUGUGUCGUCCCCACCAGCCUCCUGGCUGUCUUUGCAACCAACAGUCCCGCCCUUGCCCAGCCACCUGCUGGCUGUCACAUCUGGAGCCCGUGGCAGCGGGAGUGGCGAGGUGAGGCCCACCUGCGACCCAUGGGACGUAGGGAGUGUUUGAGGGCAGUGCCUGUGGCCGCUUCCUGGGGGUGUCCCUGCCUUGUCCCAAGCUCCGCAGCUGUGCUGUGUGACCCACUUUCCUGCCCCCGCAGCUGGCCUGACGUGUUCCCGACCUGGCGGGGCCUGCCUGCCCUCUCACCUCGCCUGUGGCCUCACUGCAGCUGCCUCGGGGCUCCGCCUCCGCCCCAUGGCUCCACCCAUGGUCCCUCCCUCGGCUUCUCCUGCGAGGAGCUGGAGACACCAGAUCCACAGGUCCCAGUGGAGCCGCCGGGACUCGAGGCUCACCCAGGGCUGUGGCGCUCUGCUCCCCGGCAGUCACCCCGUGCGGCCUCCUGUGGGCACCAUGAGGGCCUCUGUCCCGCUGGUGGUGGCCAUGCUCUGCGGCCUGGCCUGGGCAGGUGGAGAGUCCACCGACGAGUUGGAGCCAUUUCUGGGACUGGAGGAGGAGCCGGGUGUGGACAGCAGCCUGUACUCCGCACCUGGCUCCUGCCAGGGCCGCUGUCGCGAAGCCUUUGACAGACACCAGCCCUGCCACUGCGACGCCCGCUGCCGGGGCUUUGGGAACUGCUGUGAGGAUUUCCACAGCCUGUGCGACCACCACGAGGGCUUCUCCCGCAGCAGCAACGCCAUUACCGGAGAGGAGCUCCGGCACAUCUCGGAGCGGAUCUACAGGGCAGACACCAACAAGGCCGGGAAGGAAGACGUCGUGCUCAACAGCCAGAACUGCAUCUCCCCGUCGGAGACUGGGGACCGAGUGGACCGCUGCCCCGAGCCGCUCUUCAGCUAUGUCAACGAGAAGCUCUUCUCCAAACCCACAUAUGCGGCCUUCAUCCGGCUCCUCAACAACUACCAGCCGGCCACAGGCCACCCGGAGCACGUGGGCGCCCAGCAGGUGGCCGAGCAGCAAGCCUUUCUGAGCGAGGUCAUGAAGACGGCCGUCAUGAGGGAGCUCUCCAGCUUCCUCCUCCAGCAGAACCGCUACGGCUCAGAGCAGGAGUUCGUGGAGGACUUGCAGAACAUGUGGUUCGGGCUCUACUCACGUGGUGGCGAGGAGAGGGACUCCAGUGGCUUUGAACACGUCUUCUCAGGGGAGGUCAAGAAAGGCAAGGUCACGGGCUUCCACAACUGGAUCCGCUUCUACCUGCAGGAGAAGGAGGGCCUGGUUGACUAUUACAGCUACGUGUACGAUGGGCCUUGGGAUUCGUACCCUGACGUGUUGGCCAUGCAGUUCAGCUGGGACGGCUUCUACAAGGAGGUGGGCUCGGCCUUCAUCGGCAGCAGCCCCGAGUUUGAGUUUGCCCUCUACUCGCUGUGUUUCAUCGCCAGGCCCGGCAGAGUGUGCCAGCUCAGUCUGGGUGGACACCCCCUGGCCAUCCAGACCUACACCUGGGACAAGACCACGUACGGCCACGGCAGGAAGUACAUCGCCACGGCCUACAUCGUGUCUUCCACUCGGUAGCACUCCUGCCGCGCUGGGCUGGAGGGAGGGUGGGGGAGCGUGCCGGCCUGAGGCGCCCUGGACUGCAGAGGGGAGCCAUUCGGACUCCAAAACCGUGAUAGACACCCGUGACCCAGGAGUGCCACGUCGGGAGAGGGACGGGACGCCCCUGUGGAGAUCAAGGGCCAGUCGCGAGCCUCGGCGGUGUCUGGAGCGUGGUGGCGCCGCGAGCCAGGGCUUCAGCCUCACCCACCUGGGGCUUCCCUUCACUGUGCAGGGCGGGCCCUGUCCCCUUCCAGCCCUGGUGACGCUGCGGCUCUCCCCUGCAAACGGGGCCUCGGAAGCCCGCAGCGGGCCUGGGUCUUCUCUAGGGUCAGGCAUCUCCCGGCAGGGCCCACACUGAGGGUCAUGCUUCGUGUGGGAAGUGGACUGUGUGGGGGGUGGCCUGUUCCAGGCCCUCCCAGUGCCCACCCAGAAGCUUCUACCUGUGAGUGUUCAGUGCGGCUGCCGCCUGACGUUCUUGCUCCCAAGUCGGGUCCCCCCACCACGUCAGUGUCACUGACGUCAUCAUUUCCAGGCAGUCGGAGCAGCUCUAGAGUGGGAGACCAGGGAGGCUGGGGCGGGGCUGUGUCUCAGCCCCAUUUCCUCCCAGCUCCAAGGGGAACAGGGGUUGUCCCACAGAGCCAAGUGGGAACGACAGGUUUCAGGGUUUGAGUCACCAAGGAAGGUCAUUCAGGGAAACGUGAUCUCUCCCUCCCUCCCUCUCUCUGUCUCUCUGUCUCUCUGUCUCUCUCUCUCUCUCUCUGCCCCCACCCAGGAGCAUGGCUGGGGCUAGUGCUUUGGCCCCAAAGUCGUCUCUCUCUGGACCAGGGUUGGGGUGGGGGCGGCUUGCUCAUGUUGUACCUGCAAAGCCAAGAGCAGGAGGGGUGCAGUACGUGUGGCAUGACAGUGGCAGGUGGCCCCCGGCCCCAUGACCAGUGCCGGAGGGCGCGCUCCUGGGCAGCAGAAAGUGUGCAAGCUGGGAAGGCCAUGCUCACGAGGCCCUUCAAGAAUGCCCACCUGCAAACAGGUGGCUCAGGAAGACCAGGCCCAAGUCAGGCUCCUCCCCUGGGGCAUUCACAGGCCCACAGCGGGGCAGGGACCCCUCUGCCCCACCUCUGGCAGAGCUCAGCGCUCCGUGGGCAGUCCCCAAAGUCAGGUGUCCAGGGACCUAUCCGGGAUCUGUCACUUGCUGCUGUAUGGACAUGUCUCUUGAUUAUUCAGGUCCAUUUGCUCUCUGGUAAAGUGCGAUGCUAUUACGACCCUUGUAAGUCCAGGAAUGUGAAAUGACACACCGGCCAUUCUUCUCA
Messenger RNA from Oryctolagus cuniculus (rabbit), 3004 nucleotides. Lineage: Eukaryota; Metazoa; Chordata; Mammalia; Lagomorpha; Leporidae. The record is from RefSeq and is a predicted model, not a curated record.